AUGGCGGAGGAACUGUUACUGGAAAACGAUGCCAAGAUCAGCACGCACCUCACAAAGUCACUGCUGGCAGUGGCUUUCCUGGCCUCAUUUGGCGGCUCCAUGCUCUAUGGCUACAACUUGGCAGUGGUCAACUCUCCUGCACAGUACAUUAAAGACUUCUACAAUGAGACGUUGACAGAAAGCUACGGCUGGACUCCAGAUGAGGAGCACCUCACCGUCUUGUACUCCCUCACUGUGUCUGUGUUUGCUGUUGGUGGGAUGACGGGGGCCCUGCUGGUGGGCAAGCUUGUUACCAGAUAUGGAAGGAAAGGGACGCUGGUGAGAUCCAGUGUGCUGGUGUUCAUAGGAGGAGCUCUGAUGGGCUUCAGCAGAGGGUGCAGGAUGCCUGCGAUGGUCAUCUUUGGACGCUUCAUCACAGGAGUACACUCAGGUAUCUCUCUCAGCGUGGUGCCGAUGUACCUCGGUGAGAUCGCACCAAAGAACCUGCGUGGCUUCCUGGGCCUCGUUCCCAGUAUCCACAUUUGUCUCGGGGUCUUCAUCGCUCAAAUCCUGGGGCUCAGUGAACUGCUGGGAAAGGAAGAACACUGGCCUCUGCUCCUGUCCCUGGUGGUGUUUCCCACCAUGGUCCAGCUCAUGCUGUUGCCAUGGUUUCCAGAGAGUCCACGGUAUCUGUUGAUAGAGAAGGGAAAUGUGCAUGCCACCAUCGCAGCCCUAAAGUGGUACCGUACUAAAGGAAACAUCCAGGCAGAGGUUGAGGAGAUGCAGGAAGAGCAACGCUCUUUGUCCUCCAUCCACACCAUCUCUGUCUGGGGCCUGCUCAUGGACCGCUGUGUCCGCUGGCAGGUCAUCACCAUUGCGGUGGUCAACAUCGGCAUGCAGCUGUCUGGCAUUGAUGCGAUCUGGUUCUACACAAAUGACAUAUUCAAGAACGCAGGAAUCCCAGACCCUUACAUUCAGUACACAACAGUGGGAACUGGUGCCAUUGAGGUUAUUUCUGGGGUGCUGGGGUGUUUCACUAUCGAGCGUCUGGGCAGAAGACCUCUGAUGAUUGGCGGCUUCCUCUUCAUGGCUCUCUGCUGUGCUGGGAUCACUGUGUCUGCCCUCUUCCAGGCGCAGCUGUCCUUUAUGCGCUACAUCAGCGUGGGCUGCGUUGUUGGGAUUAUUGCUGGCUUCUGCAUAGGUCCAGCUGGUGUGCCGUUCCUGAUCACUGCAGAGCUGUUUAAGCAGUCGCACAGACCGGCUGCCUACACUGUGGCCGGUUGCCUCAACUGGUUGUCCAACUUCACCAUCGGCUUUGUCUUCCCCUUCCUAGAGAUGGCCACAGGUCCUUACUGUUACCUGAUCUUCUGUGCGAUCUGCUUGGGAGUGGCCAUCUACACCAUCUUCGUCAUUCCUGAGACCAAGAACAAAACCUUUAUGCAGAUCAGCCAGAUGUUUGCCACCAAGAACAACAUACUUGAAGAGGAGCUGACUCCCAACGGUCAUUUGAAAUUGGCUCUGAUGAACGGCUAUGGAACCCUUGGCCUACACGACGAAAAGUAA
Toxotes jaculatrix (banded archerfish) is the source of this 1542-nucleotide messenger RNA. RefSeq names its product solute carrier family 2 member 15b (gene slc2a15b). The transcript is spliced from 12 exons. Gene Ontology annotation, biological process: monosaccharide transmembrane transport. The record is from RefSeq and is a predicted model, not a curated record. Lineage: Eukaryota; Metazoa; Chordata; Actinopteri; Toxotidae. Gene Ontology annotation, molecular function: hexose transmembrane transporter activity. The coding region runs from base 1 to 1542 and encodes 513 amino acids. Gene Ontology annotation, cellular component: membrane.